This is a messenger RNA of Pan troglodytes (chimpanzee), 1689 nucleotides long. RefSeq names its product nudix hydrolase 9 (gene NUDT9). Gene Ontology annotation, cellular component: mitochondrion. Gene Ontology annotation, molecular function: ADP-ribose diphosphatase activity. The record is from RefSeq and is marked provisional. NCBI's taxonomy places the organism in Eukaryota, Metazoa, Chordata, Mammalia, Primates, Hominidae.
UAUGCACAGAGAAAGUUACGAGGUUCGUGGCCGCGGUUCCCCCAGGCAGCUGGCGCUGGGGGCUUCGGCGUCACGUGCUGGUCUGGAUUUUUCUCGAUGCACUGGGGAAAGCGGUGGACUCUUAUCGUGGGAGGGCUCUUGAUCUGUGAUUUAUAGAUAGGCACAGCUACUCCCGUUCGGGAACCCAACGGCAGACAGGUCCUAGUGCCCAUCAGAUACCCGCGGCCGGGACUCGGAGCUGUGGGGUGUGGGGAGGCGGAGGCACCAACUAAGAGCGACCUAGCAUCGCAAAGCCGCCCUCGGGGCGCUGAUGGCCAGACGCCUCCUGGGACAGGCUUUAGCCGCAGUGUCUCUCUCUCUGGCCUUGGCCUCUGUGACUAUCAGGUCCUCGGGCUGCCGCGGCAUCCCGGCGUUCAGAAACUCGUUUUCAUCUUCUUGGUUUCAUCUUAAUACCAACGUCAUGUCUGGUUCUAAUGGUUCCAAAGAAAAUUCUCACAAUAAGGCUCGGACGUCUCCUUACCCAGGUUCAAAAGUUGAACGAAGCCAGGUUCCUAAUGAGAAAGUGGGCUGGCUUGUUGAGUGGCAAGACUAUAACCCUGUGGAAUACACUGCAGUCUCUGUCUUGGCUGGACCCAGGUGGGCAGAUCCUCAGAUCAGUGAAAGUAAUUUUUCUCCCAAGUUUAACGAAAAGGAUGGGCAUGUUGAGAGAAAGAGCAAGAAUGGCCUGUAUGAGAUUGAAAAUGGAAGACCGAGAAAUCCUGCAGGACGGACUGGACUGGUGGGCCGGGGGCUUUUGGGGCGAUGGGGCCCAAAUCACGCUGCAGAUCCCAUUAUAACCAGAUGGAAAAGGGAUAGCAGUGGAAAUAAAAUCAUGCAUCCUGUUUCUGGGAAACAUAUCUUACAAUUUGUUGCAAUAAAAAGGAAAGACUGUGGAGAAUGGGCAAUCCCAGGGGGGAUGGUGGAUCCAGGAGAGAAGAUUAGUGCCACACUGAAAAGAGAAUUUGGUGAGGAAGCUCUCAACUCCUUAGAGAAAACCAGUGCUGAGAAGAGAGAAAUAGAGGAAAAGUUGCACAAACUCUUCAGCCAAGACCACCUAGUGAUAUAUAAGGGAUAUGUUGAUGAUCCUCGAAACACUGAUAACGCAUGGAUGGAGACAGAAGCUGUGAACUACCAUGACGAAACAGGUGAGAUAAUGGAUAAUCUUAUGCUAGAAGCUGGAGAUGAUGCUGGAAAAGUGAAAUGGGUGGACAUCAAUGAUAAACUGAAGCUUUAUGCCAGUCACUCUCAAUUCAUCAAACUUGUGGCUGAGAAACGAGAUGCACACUGGAGCGAGGACUCUGAAGCUGACUGCCGUGCGUUGUAGCUGAUGGUCUCCGUGUAAGCCAAAGGCCCACAGAGGAGCAUAUACUGAAAAGAAGGCAGUAUCACAGAAUUUAUACUAUAAAAAGGGCAGGGUAGGCCACUUGGCCUAUUUACUUUCAAAACAAUUUGCAUUUAGAGUGUUUCGCAUCAGAAUAACAUGAGUAAGAUGAACUGGAACACAAAAUUUUCAGCUCUUUGGUCAAAAGGAAUAUAAGUAAUCAUAUUUUGUAUGUAUUCUAUUUAAGCAUGGCUUAAAUUAAAUUUAAACAACUAAUGCUCUUUGAAGAAUCAUAAUCAGAAUAAAGAUAAAUUCUUGAUCAGCUAUAA